AAUGAAACCAAAUCUCAAGCUGUCAUCAAAUUCUGGGAAGACAUUGAAAAAAGAAAGCUCGGGAACAAAUUAUUUUCUUUACACUUCAAUGGAUUUGCUGAACUGGUCGGAGAUAGAAACGAUUUAAUUCCUAAAUCCAAAGAAGAUCGACUCCAAGAUGUUCUGGUCGAAAAUAGAAAUGAUUCAAUCCCCAAAUCUAAAGAUGAUAAUCAAGAUGAAUUGUAUACAGAGGGCUUUAAUAGUGAUGAAGAACAAUCCGAAGAAGAAGAAUAUUUUGCAGACAUUAUCGACCUUGAUAAUGCAACAGAACAAAAGAGACCUCCAUUCUUUACAGUUGAAGA
Molecule: messenger RNA, 341 nt
Organism: Entrophospora candida
Lineage: Eukaryota; Fungi; Glomeromycota; Glomeromycetes; Entrophosporales; Entrophosporaceae
Source: the annotation of a GenBank genome assembly